This is a messenger RNA of Paramecium tetraurelia, 2409 nucleotides long. RefSeq lists its product as uncharacterized. Gene Ontology annotation, biological process: peptidyl-serine phosphorylation; signal transduction. The transcript is spliced from 8 exons. NCBI's taxonomy places the organism in Eukaryota, Ciliophora, Oligohymenophorea, Peniculida, Parameciidae. Gene Ontology annotation, molecular function: cAMP-dependent protein kinase activity; ATP binding; cGMP-dependent protein kinase activity. The record is from RefSeq and is a predicted model, not a curated record. Gene Ontology annotation, cellular component: cAMP-dependent protein kinase complex.
AUGGGAAGUGUUUGUAAGAAACAAGAUGACGAAAAUGAACUUAAUAGUUUAAUCCCAAAAAAGAAAGGAGACACCAUCACCAUAUCCUAAAACCAUGGAGGAGGGUCUUAGAUCAUCUAAAAAAAGAGAAGCACUGGAAACAAAGGAGAUUAUGAACCAGAUGCCGUUGUGGAAAAAAUAGAAGUGGAACUUAAACGUAAUGAUAGGAAAAAGUUGGUUAAGGUUGAAGCUCGUUAGGACCAAGAGGAAAUAGUUGAAAACAUCUAAAAAAGUAAUAAAAAAAAGUCGCCUUUUGAUUACUAACUUAUUUUGAACUCAUUCACCACAAAUUCACUAUUUUAAUCCCUUUCCCAAUAGGAACAGGAAGCUAUUUUAGAAUAGAUGUUUUAUUGCACUACAUCAGACGGUCAAUUUGUAUUCCGAUAGGGAGAUUUGAAGGCAAGCUCCUUUUUUCUAAUUGAACGUGGCUAGUGUCAGAUCAUUAUAGAUGGAGAAGUGAAGAAAGUAUUAAAACAAUCGGACUCAUUUGGAGAGAGAGCACUAUUAUACAAUGCUCCUAGAUCUGCAUCUGUGAGAGCAGUAGGGGAUUGUGCAUUUUGGGCUAUUGAUAGAAAUCUAUUUAGAAAAAUGAUUGAGGAUAUGAGAAUGCAUGAAUUUGAGGAGAAUAGACAAUUCGUAGAAAAUUUGAAAUCAUUUGAAUUUUUAACUUUUGAUUAAAGAACAGCCAUCUCAAGUGUGUUGUUUACAGUGCAAUUUAAGAAAGGAGAGAUUAUAGUAUAACAAGAUGAAACAGCAACUUCAUUUUUCAUCAUCAAAAAGGGAUCAGUUUCAGUGAUAUAGAAUGACAAUGAGAUUAGAAAGAUGAAGAAAGGCGAGUCAUUUGGAGAGAUGGCAUUAUUCUAGAAUUCUAAAAGAGGAGCCACAGUAAAAGCAGCAGAAGAGGAUGUGAGAUGUCUUGUGAUCACAAGAGAUGAAUUAACUAAAAUCUUAGGAGAUAAAAUCUAAGUUAUUAUGUUCACGAAUAAAUAAAUAUGGGCUAUUCAAAAACAUCAAGUCUUGGGAUAAUUAACUGAACUCCAAAUUCAAAAAAUUGUCCAAAAUUUGAAUCAAUUCAAUUAUGAACAAGGUGUUGUUGUCUUUGAGGAUAAAGUGUAGAAAUUGGUGAUUGUGUUAAAAGGAGAACUAAUAUUUACUGGGUCUAAAAUGAAAGCCGCUAGUGAAGGUUAAGUUUUUGGUGACGCUUACUUCAAUAAGUAACAACUCAGUGACCCAGUCAUUGCCAAAGAUAAAUGCAUACUAGCAGAGAUUGAUUUCAAACGAUUUGAAGAAGUCAUUGGUGGUGCCUUAGAUCAAGUUAUUAAUAAAAAUUAAAAAAUCAGUGAGAAACACAAGAAACAAGAGAGUUAGAAACAUGAUUAUUCCCAUCUUAAGCUAGAAGAGUUCAUUUCAUUAAAGAAAUUGGGAUAAGGAUAAUUUGGAAAUGUCUACUUGGUCAAAAAUCCAAAGGACAAUCCUAUUCAUUUUUAUGCUUUGAAAUGCAUAUCCAAAGCAUAGAUUGUUGAUUAGCAUCUAGAAAAGCAUUUAGCAUAAGAAAAGUAAGUAUUGACAUCUGUGCAUCAUCCAUUUUUAAUGAGAUAUUAUUGCAGUUUCAAGGAUUCCAAUCAUGUAUUCUUCCUUGUAGAAUUCAUCAAAGGAAUGGAACUCUUUGAUGUGAUUAGAGAUAUUGGUCUAUUGAGUGCUUUUGAUACUCAAUUCUACAUUGGGUCUCUCAUCUUAUGCAUAGAGUAUCUCAAUAAACAAAAGAUUGUUUACAGAGAUAUCAAACCUGAAAACAUCAUGGUUGAUGAAAAAGGAUAUGUUAGACUAAUUGAUAUGGGAACCGCAAAGUUUCUAAACCAUAAAAGUGGUAGAACUUAUACUAUCAUUGGAACUCCUCAUUACAUGGCCCCAGAAAUCUUGCAAGGCAAGGGUUAUACAUUCCCUGUUGACAUCUGGUCAAUUGGUAUUUGUAUGUACGAGUUUAUGUGUGGAUAAGUUCCAUAUGCUGAAGAGGCUGAAGAUCCAUAUGAAAUCUAUGAGGAUAUCUAAAAGAAGCAAUUAUCCUAUCCUCAAUUUCUCAAAGACAGAAAGGCUAAGAAGUUUAUGGAGCAAUUGCUUAAUAAAACACCUGAGUUGAGAUUGGGAGGGUCCUAUGCCAGUUUGAAGGCCAAUUCAUGGUUUGACUAAUUUGAUUGGGAUAAACUGUAUGAUAAGGAAAUGAAGGCUCCUUAUAUGCCACCUUAAUAGAAGAUGCCAGCUACAGGUAAAGAUGUGUAGGGUACUCCAAUAAUGAAAGAACUCCAAAAUCUGAACGCCCAAGUCUAUAAAAAGGAGAAAGCGAAAGAUCCUAACUGGGAUCAAGAAUAUUGA